This is a messenger RNA of Suillus subalutaceus, 612 nucleotides long. RefSeq lists its product as uncharacterized. NCBI's taxonomy places the organism in Eukaryota, Fungi, Basidiomycota, Agaricomycetes, Boletales, Suillaceae. The coding region runs from base 1 to 612 and encodes 203 amino acids. The transcript is spliced from 4 exons. The record is from RefSeq and is a predicted model, not a curated record.
AUGUCAUGCACUCCCUCACCAUCCGUCGUUUCUUGCCAUGAUGAUCACAUCCGGGACUUAUGUCAGUUGGUUGAAAGCUUAACCGUAUCAGGUUCAUCGUUGGAUACUAUUAGCUGGAAGCGCAAGACUGUUGAAGAGAGUAUCACCCUUUCCAAAGCAUCACACACCAACUCCUUGCAUGUCAAUCAAACCAUCCCAAACUCCGAUCUAUCUACUAGCUCCCACGCACAAGACCAUCUGCCGCCUUCGAGUUCAUCAUCACAUGCGCAACAUUCUACAAAUGUCGCACUUCUUCCAAUGCAGGUACCAAAACCUAGCGAUAUCACACCCCCACAUGCUGGUUUAGAACCUGAAGGGUUCUGGUUAAUUACCGUCGGCCAAGAAGUAGGCAUCUUCUAUCACUGGGCUGACGUGGCUGAACGCACCAACUUUGUGAGCGGUAACGUUCAGAAGCGGUACCCCCUCAUUCCAGAAGGCACUCGAGUACCAACCCCGGGUGGCCCUUUCUGGCUGCCUGCAUCCCCACCUUCCCCCUCUUGGUCCGCUGACUCGGAUGACUUGUGGUCGCAGGUAGAUGACUUAUCGGAGACAAUGACACACUAUGAACUUUAG